Molecule: messenger RNA, 939 nt
Organism: Neohortaea acidophila
Lineage: Eukaryota; Fungi; Ascomycota; Dothideomycetes; Mycosphaerellales; Teratosphaeriaceae
Product: ubiquitin-related domain-containing protein
Exons: 1
Coding region: 1-939 (312 amino acids)
Molecular function (GO): protein binding
Source: RefSeq, a predicted model, not a curated record
AUGGCCACCGACCUGGACCAACUCGUCGACAUGGGCUUCGACCGGCAAAAGUCCCAGAUUGCCCUCAAAAAAGGCGGAAACCUGACCGGCGCCAUCGACUGGCUCGACAAGAACGCCGACAAAUCACUCGAAGAGCUGCAAGAAGAGGAAUCCACCGCCGACACCUCCGCCAAGCUCGAGGCCAGCAUGGAAGCGCGCAGCUUUGUGUGCAAUGACUGCGGCAAGAAGUUCCGCGGGAUGGCGCAAGCGCAGUUCCACGCAGAGAAGAGCGGGCACGAUGAUUUUGCCGAAUCGACAGAAGAGCUUGCACCGUUGACGGAGGAGGAGAAAAAGGCAAAGUUGGCGGAGAUGCGGGAACGACUGGUAGCGAAGCGGGCAGCGCAGGCAGAGGAGGAUCAAAAGGCGAACAAGCGGAAUGAGGAGAUCAAGAAGAAGCACACCAAAGAGACGGAAGAUCUCAAGGAGGAGCUGGCGCGGAAGGAGCAGAUUAAAGACGCGCAGCGCAAGAAGCAGGAGAAGAUUGAUGACAUUGCAGCGAAGAAGCGCAUCAAGGAGAAGAUCGAGGCCGACAAGGCGGAACGCCGGAGGAAGGCAGAGGAGGAAAAAGCGAUGCGUGACAACCCCGAAGCCUUCAACCCCGGCGCUCCUACUGCGGCACCGGGUGGUGCAGCGACGGUGGCAGCGGCAGCACCGGCGAAAGUCACAGCGAACCACUCCGAAGCCAGAUUACGUCUACAAACACCAAGUGGCAACGUCAUGAAGAAUUUCCCCGCCGAGACUACACUAUUCGAAGUGGCACACGCACUGGAGCAAGAGAGUGGGAUCCAGGCCAGUUCAUUCACGCAAAACUUCCCAAAGAAGAUCUUUGAUCAGGACGACUUUGGCAUGACUCUCAAGGAGGCCGGUCUGGUGCCUAGCGCCGCGUUGAUUGUUCGGUAG